Symbiodinium sp. CCMP2592 is the source of this 1134-nucleotide messenger RNA. The record is from the annotation of a GenBank genome assembly. Lineage: Eukaryota; Dinophyceae; Suessiales; Symbiodiniaceae.
AUGCUUGCUGUCUGCUGGCUUCUUUUGGCCCUGGGACCGCGUCUGUCACUGGGAUCUCAGGCGGAAAGCUGCGUCGCAGAGGAGCUCGCGGCAGAAGAUGUGAAGGUGUCGAUGCUUCAGACGUCCCUUCGCCUUCUGCCCAAAGACACGGGGCCGGUGAAGGACCAGGUCUACAACUUGCACAUCCCAAAGUCUGCGGGAAGCUCCUUCGCACUGGAUGCGCAGCGCAUCUUGAAGGCCUCUGGGCUGCAGAUCAUCAGCCAAGAGGGCUGCUACGAUCUGCACAAAAGCAAUCCGCAGCUCAAGGGCACCGUGACCAUGCUGCGUAGCCCGCGGGAGCAUGUGCUCUCCCAGUUCGGCAUGUGCCACAGCCGAUGGGUCAAGGAGUACCGAUUUGCAACGCACCUGCCUGGCGUCGCCAUGCUGCCGAAGAGCUUCCAGGAGUGGAUCUGGAAGUGGGCGGACCUCGAAGAGAGCGGCUGGCACGGCGACUUCACUCCGGGAGCAGAUCCGGUCACGGGCGCCUCGAUGGAAACGAUCAUCCGGAGCCAUCGGGCAGCGGCCUGGGGCGAACCUCCGUACAGUAUCGCACCAGGAACACAGCUGAGUGUGUCCGACUGGCCUACGCUGGAUGGCGGCGGCACCAUCUGGCACUUCACCCAUGUGCCCUACCAAUGCUACGUCCCCGUGAACUUACAAAGCCACAGGAUGACUUGCCAGAAGCCGCUGCAAUAUGGGCAGCCGGACAUCGACAAGGCUCUUCUGCUGAAGAACCUUGAAGAUCUCUGGUUCGUGGGUUUUGCGGAAGCCUACCAAGCUUCCAUCUGCCUGCUGCACGCCAAAGUGGCCGGUAAGCUCCCGUCGUAUUGCAACUGCACGGACCCGGUGAGCUGGAGUUCCUUCCAGGGCCACAAGGAGAAUCAGAACUCGACUCACUCAGGCAAGAAGGAGAUUCCUGCCGAUGUGCUGUCGGAGUUGGAUUCUAUUACCUUGCUCGAUACCCUGCUCUACAAAGCAGCGUGGCUGCGCUUUGUCCAGGAGGCAGCCGACGUGGAGAAAAGGUUAGGCAUGCGGAUCCUUUGCAACGUCCAGCUGCCCCUUCUGGCGCCCUCUCCGCCGAGCUCUGGGGAUUAG